This is a messenger RNA of Haliotis rubra (blacklip abalone), 9444 nucleotides long. RefSeq lists its product as uncharacterized. The coding region runs from base 1 to 8313 and encodes 2770 amino acids. The record is from RefSeq and is a predicted model, not a curated record. Lineage: Eukaryota; Metazoa; Mollusca; Gastropoda; Lepetellida; Haliotidae. The transcript has 6 exons.
AUGGCCAUUACGAGUGAGGAUCAGGCUCAAAACAGUGUUGUCAAACAAGUCCAGGAACAAAUGGACCAGAAGAAAGCUGAAGCCAAAGAAAAGAAGAAAAAGAUAAGCUUUGCGGAUUAUUCCACACGUUUCAAACAAUCUGACAAGCAAAAUGUAGCAAAGUCAACGAUAUCCAUUUCCUCCCCACCAACAAUCACACCAGUCCCAGUUCCUUCAGUUCCAGUAACGGCAGUGGAAGUUGUUCGCGACCUGACCUCAGUUUCUGCUGUUCCUGUGACCAGUGCCAUGGAAGGUCCAACAGUGGUGACCUCAUCCACUCAAGCUGGAAUCUAUCCUCCAAGUCGCUUUUCCAAGGCUGGCUUAUCAAUUCCAGCUGCAACAGCUUGUGUCUCUACCCCUAGUCAACUCACAGAGCCUGAGCAAAUCCCUGUCUCAGCUCCAGUUUCAUCUCCAAUCCCCACUCCUGUCCCUGCCCCUGUUCCAGCCCCAGUACCCCCUCCACCUACACCAGUUUUCUCAGCUUCUGAACCAGCUCCAGCUCAGAUGCCAUCACCAUUUUCAGUGUCAGCCUCAUCAUUACUACCCUCCCUAACAUCUGAUCCUACAGUGUCACCAACCCUAGUUACAUCCACCUCUGUACCUCUGAUAUCCAGCCCACUCCAUCUCCAAAAGUCUCAUGAUCUCUCUGGUGAUGUCUCUUCCUCAAACCAAAUCUACAUGCCUCCAUCAGCUCUAUCAACUGAUCAAAAUACACCAAGUGAUGAUGUCAAAGAUUCAGAAUAUUUUCCUGAGUCCCCCACAUCUGAAGUUGAGUCAGCUACCAAAGAUACAUCUCUUCCUUAUUCCCCAAAAGGGAGUGCUGACUAUAUAGACCCAUAUGCAGCUGUCAAGAAGAUUAUUCAACUUGAUUUUUCCAAACUUACGCAAAGUCCUGUGAGUUCACAAGCUCAGAGAAGCCCUGGGUCUGCCUCUUCUUUGAGUAAUCCCUUUGCUAGAGAACUGCCAAAGAGUCCAGUAAUUCAAGAAUCACAGAAUAGUCCACAGAAAUCCAAUGCUCAUCCACUGUCAGUGAGCACACAGAGCAGUCCAAGAGUGGCAGAUAGUCCAUCUUUUCCUGCUUCUAUUGUUACAGAUAGCCCUGCGCACCCAGGAAUUCAGUCCAGUCCUAAAUCUAGUGUUUGUUUAUCGUCUGUUCUGCCUGGAUUGUCCCCGUCAACAUUAAGUCCGGCAACACCUCAGAAACAGCCUUUAACUCAAUCGGAGCUGCAGAAUGAACCACAGCAAGCCACACCAAAGGAUAUGAGUCAAGACUAUGUCAAGGAUCUUGUGACUAAACUUCAGUCUUUUGGCGAUGUCAAGGACUUAAUAUCUAAACUUGUUCAGAAGGGACCAGCAGUACAACCUCAAACCGAGCUUCAACAAGCUCCUCCUGAGAGAUACAGAGAAAUAAGUUCCUCUCCAUUUCAAGGGUACCAUACUGGUGACUCUGGACAGCAAGGAUUCAGGCAUAAUGUGCCGUCUGCUAGAGAACAUCUGGACUUCGGGGAUGCUGAUACAGAUGCCAGACAGCACAGUUCAAGAUGGUCGUCAUGGCAGAGCAGCCAAAGGGACCGAAAUUACAGAGAUUCAGACUACGACGAUUAUAAAUGGAAGGACUCGAGAUACAGUGGGACUGAGUCUUCACGGCAGUAUGGGGGUUCUCAGUUUGAUGACUUCUGGAAGGGUCAUGAUGAGGAUGUGGACUACAGGAGGAGGGACGACAGGAGACGAGACACGAGGUACAGGUAUGAUGAUGACCGUAGAUCACACGAAUCCAGAUAUGAUAGGAGAUCAUAUGAUCACAGGCCGAGACGUGAUAGCCCCAGACAUGAAGAUGCCAGUAGGUAUGGUGAUGUUGACUAUAGGAGUUCCCGAUACCACUCCCCACGUAGAUCUCCGAGAUCAGACUACGGGAGAAGAGACUCGCUGGAUCAUCACCGUGACGAUUCAGCACCGAGAAGGAAAUCCUCUACAGCAAGUGUUGAUCAGUUGAGAGUGGCAGAUGAUUAUGUGAGUUCUGAUACAGAUGUGAGUGACAAGCGGAGGUACGAACCACGAGGUGAUAACCAUGAAUGUGAGGACUUGUGUGAAGGGGUGUGGAUGGCCCCACGGAUAGAAGGUGGUGAAGUUAGCAGUGAUGUGGAGAUGACUCCAGUAAAGCCCUCCCCACCAGACAAGAUGGACACAGUAGUUUCAAACAUCCUCACGGAGGAAAAGAAAGACAGUGCUGAUGACAAGCCUAUCAAGCGGUCACUGUUCACAGAGAAAGAAAGGCAAACUUCAACAGAGCGAGAGCAAAUCAAAAAACCCAAGCUCCGUGACAUCACCGAGGUGGACAACACUGCUGCUAAUAUUCCGCCAUCACUGAAGCCUCCAGCCACCAAUCCGAAGCCUGAGGAGGCGGCACCUGUAGUCCAGGCUCGGUCGUGGACUGAAGUGAUUGAGAAAGAGGAUCUCAAGAACAAGAAAGUAGUUCAGGGGAGUAAACCUGAUGCGGGCAAGAAGGUUAAAAAGAAGAAAGUGGACAAAGAUUUAGCCGGUUACAAGAAGAGAAGAAAGCGGAAAAAAGAAGCUUCCUGUUACUACAGUUAUGGGACAGAGAGUGUGUCGAUGAGUGUGACGUCGCUGGCGUCUAGAGCUGCAUCACCUAAUGUGGAGUUGGCACAAGUUGGUGUGUGUCGGUCGGAAGAUGUCAGCAGUAUUCAAAGUUUACAGCCGAAAGUGGAGCUGACCGACUAUAUACAGCAGCUUUUGUGGUAUUCAGUUCCAAUGCGGGGAGAGUGUCCGAAGUGUAAAGUUGUUGCCAGCUCUAUUCAGCCCUAUGUACGACAUCUGGAUCUUGGUCAGGACAGCAUCACAAAGGAAUGUGAAUCACACAAGGAGGAGCAUGAUAGCUCUAAGAUGAAAGCAGAAAUAAAAGCAGAACCAGAUUUGUACGCUUUCGAGUUUCUGACAGAUGUGAAACCAGCUUUAAAAAUGGAAGACACAGUGAAAAGUUCUCACUAUUACAAAACAAAUACAGUGGUUGGACUUGAUCUCAUAGCCCAAGAAGAAGAAGAACCAGAGCAUCUUGAGGAGCUUCCAACAAAAGCUGAAAAGAUGGAAGCAAAGAAGGAGGAAGUGAAGACAGAGGAAAUGAAGGAGGAAGUGAAGAAGGAAGAAGAGACAAAUGAGAAGCUGACCCAGAAAGUAGAUGAGAAAAGAGGAUAUAACUCCAUUGAAGGUGACAAACCUCUGCAUCUGAAACUCAAGAAGAUUUCCACCAAGAAGGAAGCAAGCUCUCUGAGUGAGAGAGUACAGGAGAAGGAAAAAAGAGAUGUCAAGUCUAAAUCUACAGAGGAAGAUCUCGACAUCAAUGGAACUCACAACACAUUUAGUCCAAUUAAAGAUAUCAUGAAACGAAAACUGUCAAUUACCUUAUGUGUUGGGGGAAAGAAGAAGAAAUCUGAAGCAAAGACCACCAGUGUCCAAUCUGAGGUGAAGGUCGCUGAUACCAGAACUACUUCAUCAGCAGUCUUGUUGCCCGUACCACAUCAUUCAGUUAUAUCACCAGCUGUGACUCCAUCAUCUCCACCGGCGUCUACGACAAUGGUGUCUGGACCGACAACAAGAAUCAUUCCUACAGUUCAGUACAAGAUGGGUGUGAAGAAGCCUGCAUCCUCCAUUCCUGCCAGCAGAAGCAGUUCCACCAGUUUUGACAACAAAGACUCAUUGCAAUCUGAUUUGACGACCUCUAAAAGCAGCAGUGUCGCUGAUGAACAAAACAGCGUUGUCAAGAAGCCCAGUGGUCAAUCUAUUCCUGUUCUAGGUAAGAGUAGAGGAUGCAGCACACCCCCAGUGUCUGCGUGGGUGCCAGUUGAAUCUGCACCACCAAAGACAGAAACUCUAACUACAAGUCUUGGCCAAAGUACUGUACAGUCAAUGUGGAUUCCUACCUUCUCUGCUGCUUUGUCUGGUCAACCUUUGGUUCUGCCUGUUUCCUCACAGGUUAGGCCUUCAGUUCCUCCUGUCCAACCACCUCAACCACCACCCCCAGUUUCAGCUCCAGGAUUUCUCCAGCCAGUCAGUACCAGACUCCCUCCAGUAAAUACGAUACCUCCUCAAGGCACAAUGCCACCAGGACACCCUGUGCCAACACAGCAGCAACACUUGCGGUUUCCUCCUCAUCCUGUACAGGCACCUAUCAUGCGGCCACCUCAUAAUCCUAACCUUUCUCAUCCUUCUGUUCCAUUGAGGUUUCAUCAGCAGCCACCACGUUUACAUCAGCCGAUGCCACAUCAUGUGCUGCAACCUGCAGGACCACCUCAGCCUCAUAUGGUACCGCAGCAGCGACCACGUGUUAUGCCACCUCAGACAAUACAAACAACUGCUGGUCCUCCUCCACUGAGACCCCCACAGUCUGUUGUUAGACCUCAACCACCUAUGACACAGCCACAACAAGUACAUGGAAUGCAGCGUGUCAACAUAGCCUAUCCUCCUCCCCCUCCACGCCAUGAGAAUACACAGCAACCAAUAUUAAGACUACCAAACUAUGGGUUCUCACAGGUGUGCCGACCUAGAGGUAUGACAGCCCUCCCUCCACCUCAAGUUGCUUCUAGUAUUCCUGUCCUUGGGCAACAUCAGGAGAGAAUGCCAUUGCCUCAUCCUGGACCGCCAACUGCCCAACAUGGACAACGACCCUACGUUCCCAGUGGUGUUCCUAUUCAGAGACCUCUCUUCAACCCAAACCAACCUCCUCCUCCUCUUCCAGUGCGCCCAAUGUCAAUGUUGGUGCAUGUUCCCACUUCUGGUAUGCCCCCCUCAGCAGAGCCACGGAAGUCUAGUGACCCAGCGGACUGGUUUGCUGACAUGUUUGCUCCGAAACCAAGAGAAUCAUCUUUGCCAAGAGAGUCAACACCAGAAUCUCAUCAGCCUUCCCCAGAGAAGCAAAGCACCAAGGAACAUACACCAGAAUCUCAGUCUAUGUUUAGUAAGCCUUCAGACAGCUCUAAGUCAUGGAAUCUUGCUUUCGAUAAAGGAGGGAGUAACGGUUCAACUUCCAACCCUUCAAGUUCUACAUCAUCACCAAUAAGACAGGGUCCUUUUUUAGGCGAAUCUAGCCGGGAUGCACAUGCUGGGGAGGCUGUGCAUGCUGGCAAUGACAUAAAAACUUCACAUUCCCCAAACAGGAAAGUUGUUAUUCGGUCGGUCAUCACAAGACUUGAAUCAGAGAAAACUCUAUACAACUCACCUGAACCGAACUCUAACAGAAACUCUCUCAGCCCAUCACCAGGACCCAAACCAAAGGAUAAAUUAUUGGGACAGCCAUUGGAUAUUUUAUCCAAGGAAAGAGAAAAGAUCCUCAAUGCACUCGAGGACCUAUCUUACAGUGCAAGUGACAGUGAAGAGAAUCAAGAAAUGCGAAGAAAGGAAUUGAAUGCUCAUGAUACAGGAUCCUCCCAGGGUGUAUUAUCCUCAACUGAUGUCAAACCAUCUACUGAUAUGAAGUCUUCACCGGAUGGAGUGUCAUCACAAGAUGUAACAUCCUCAAACGAGGUGAGAUCUUCAAACGAAGUAAGAUCUUCAAACCAGGUGAGAUCUUCAAGCGAAGUAAGAUCUUCAAGCGAAUUGAGACCUUCAAGCGAAGUGAGAUCUUCGAGUGAGGUGAGAUCUUCAAGUGAUGUCAGAUCCUCUAGUGAUGUGAGAUCUUCAAGUGAAGUCAGAUCCUCAGAUGAUGUGAAAUCCUCAAGUGAUACGAGGUCCUCAAGUGAUGUGAAAUCCUCAAGUGAUAUAAGAUCCUCAAAUAAUGUGAGAUCCUCAAGUGAUGUAAGAUCCUCAAAUGAUGUGAGAUCAUCAAGUACUAUAAGAUCUUCAAGCAAUGUAAAAUCAUCAAAUGAUGUGAGAUAUUCAAGUGAUAGGAGGUAUUCAAGUGAUAGGAGAUCCUCAAAUGAUGGAAGAACUUCAAGUGAUGGAAGAUCUUCACGGGAAUUCAGAUCCUCAAGUGAUGGGAGAUACUCCAGUGAUCGGAGAUCUUCAAAUGAUGGAAGAACUUCAAGUGAUCGGAGGUAUUCAAGUGAUAGCAGAUCCUCACGGGAAGUAAGACUCUCAAGUAAUGGUAGAUAUUCAAGUGAUAGGAGAUCCUCAUCUGAUGUUAGAUCCUCAAGUGAUGGUAGAUAUUCCUCUGAUGUAAGAUCCUCAAGUGAUGGAAGAUAUUCCAGUGAUGUAAGAUCCUCAAGUGAUACAAGAUGUUCAAGUGAUGUAAGAUCCUCAAGUGAUGGAAGAUAUUCCAGUGAUGUAAGAUCCUCAAGUGAUACAAGAUGUUCAAGUGAUGUAAGAUCCUCAAGUGAUGGAAGAUAUUCCAGUGAUGUAAGAUCCUCAAGUGAUACAAGAUGUUCAAGUGAUGUAAGAUCCUCAAGUGAUGGAAGAUAUUCCAGUGAUGUAAGAUCCUCAAGUGAUACAAGAUAUUCCAGUGAUGUAAGAUCCUCAAGUGAUGGUAGAUAUUCCUCUGAUGUAAGAUCCUCAAGUGAUACAAGAUAUUCCAGUGAUGUAAGAUCCUCAAGUGAUACAAGAUGUUCAAGUGAUGCAAGAUCCUCAAGUAAUGGAAGAUCUUCAAGUGAUAGGAGAUCCUCAUGGGAUAUCACUUCCACAAGUGAUGUGAGAUCCUCUGGCGAUGUAAGACAUAACAUAAAGUCUUUGCAUGAGGCAAACUCUUCUAGUGAACGAGACAGUAGAAAGGUCUGCACCACAAGCAGAAAUGGUCCAAAGAUGGAACCAGUCAUUAUUCACAUUGAUAAGGAAGAUGUAAGAAAAGUUGAAUUGCAGGAAAAAGCAGAUUCAAAAGAAAACCGAAAGGAGACCAGUUUGAAUGUUCAGGAAACAUAUGAUAUAAAACAGGACAUGAAACCAAAGACGUCAUCUUCUGGAAGACAAAGACAGGUUAUCAACACGGGUGCUACAGAUUGGUCAACUUUGCUCCUGAGCAAGAGUACCAGGUAUUCUGAUCACAGACGUGGUUCUGAUUUUGUGAGGAAAUCAAGGGACACUGUUGAUUACAAUGAUGAACUGUCAUUUGAAUUGUACCGAUGUGAUCAAGAGAAGCUUGAGACAACUGACACUCCAGAUGACUCUUCAAGCAUCUCAGGAGACAGUAUUGAAGACCUGGAUGAGCUCAGUCACAAGCUGGUGUCAGAGAACAGCCGAGAUGAUGGGUCUGUUAGGAUCGUUCCCCUCACCAUUGAAACAUACUUGAAGUUUAAACUUGGCGUUUUGGAUCCAAGCAAGGUAAAGGACAGAAUUCCAUGGCCACUGAGCACUGUUUUAGCUGAACAAACGAAGCAUAAAAGAAGAAGAAUGGUUCAGAAAGCUAAAGUUGUUGCAGCCCAUUAUGAGAAGAAGUUGGAGAAGAAAGCCUGUGGCAAUUUCCGCCUGUGUCCUGAUGACUCGAUCACAGAGGUAUCUCUGGAGAGGAAGCUGGAAGACUUCACCAAGGAACAGAUCCUUAUGGAGCUGCAGGUGGUUCAAGAGUGCAUCAAGAAAUGUUCCGAGGCACUACAAAUGACCAGACAAGACUCUGCUCCUAGUCAAUCGUCAGGAUUGCAGAAUUGUGUGAAUCCGCCCUUGAAAAAUCCUCCGAAUUUUCUCCAGAAUGGUAUCAUGUCACUUGAAUUGAAUUUACAGAUUGCCCAAAAUACUGUCAACCUCAUGACAAAUAGUGUGGAAUCAAGGUCAAACGGUUUGUCUGUAAUGCAGUGCCAUCAGCAGAUGCCGGGUGAUGUUCAGGGAUUGGUGAAAACAAACAAUCUGAGUCACAUUCAGCCAACUCAAGGUCAGUGGUUCAACAACCAGUAUGAAGGGACACAGUGGAAAGACAUAAAGACUCUGUUUGGAAACAAAGGUCCAUCAGGUUGUCCUGCUGACAACUGUAUAGAUUUCUCCAGUGACAUGCCUAUGGAGGUGGAUAGUGUACCCUCUGGCCAAGGUCAUGGCAGCAGUCAGACUCUGAGUAGACAAAAAGAUGCCCUACAGCAGGUGGCCAGUGACUUGAUGGAAGGAUUCCAGAAGUUGAGCUUCAUUGGCCGAGCACAUCAAAAGGUUCCAGAUGACAUUCUGCUCCAGAGUGAGAAGAGAAAGUACCACUCGGAAGAAGGAUGCUUCUUGAUUCUGUUAUCUGCCAUUUCCAAGAAGCCCUAUGCUCGCCUCCUGUCCAUGAAGCUGGACAUUGAGAAGCUUGUGAAGGAAAAGUUAGAAGCAGCCAUCAAGAAUCAGACAGACUUAGUGCAGAGUUUGAAAAAAUGACAUUCAUAAGCUUCAUGAUGACCGGAAGAAGCUAUUGACAACCUUUACUGGCUCUUUGGGCAAGAAGCGGUUAAGGAAACUGAACCUUGUGAAGACCAAGUACCAGGUGUGUGUGGGCUAUCUGAACAAGGAGUUGGGCUCGGAAGGGCUUACCCGCCUCAAGUACUUUGCCACGCUGCACCAGACAAUCAACACUCAUGUGACAAUAGUGCGUAAAGAGCUGGCCUCACCAACUCUCUAGAGACAGCUCCCUCUUCACAAGAAUCAAGUUUAUUAUUGAUUCUACAACAUGUAGUGUUACACAUGCUGUAUCAAACCCAUUAGAUAUGUUUGUGUUGCCAGUUGUAAGUGUUUCAGAUUAGAAACAAAACCUGUUGUCAUUUACUACUUAAUUUCCACCAUAAUUAAUUUUGUGUUGUGAAAUGGAAGUUGAUGAAAGGAGACCCUUAGAUGCAAGAUGCUCAGAUCAAGGCCACAAAAUGAAUGUUAGACAUAAUGUUGUAUGUGUUUGUAGACAUGGUACCAGUUUUUAUAUACCUUGUUAUGGACUCUGCUUCAUAAGCUUCAUGCAUGUCUCAAGUGUUCACUGAGGUGAGUUAGGUAGGUAAUCUGGCCCCUGUGGUGGUGUAAUAGACAAAAAUGGGUACUAGGUGUUACCAACUGGUGGUAGUGAGGACAGGAGUUGCGUGGUUGUGUUUUACUCUGCUUUUAGCAACAUUCUAGCAAUGAUGCUGCAGGGGACACUAGAAAUGGGCUUCACACAUUGUACUCAUGUGGGGAAUCAAACCUGGACCUAUUGUGUGACAAGUGAAGGCUUUAACCAUUAGGCUACCCUACUGCCCUGACCUCUUAGGAAGACCAAAUCUAUGUUGGUUGUUUGAUAUCCUCUUUCUGCUGAAAGUGUGAUAAGAUGUCUCAGGUUCAUAGUGUGGUAUUGUCAGUCAGUUCAAAAGUGACGUCUUUAUAAUGCCUUUGUGGAAUUGGGCCUGUAUUGCUCCAUAAUACCUCAUUAGGAUGAGAAAGCCACAAUAACUCGGUCAACUCGGUGCGCCUAGUGGCUGCAAGAGUUGUAUACUCCCCAGGGAGUUCAGAUUGAUAAUGCGAUGUGCCGUUGAGAUUGACAUCCAAUGA